Electrophorus electricus (electric eel) is the source of this 3628-nucleotide messenger RNA. Lineage: Eukaryota; Metazoa; Chordata; Actinopteri; Gymnotiformes; Gymnotidae. The record is from RefSeq and is a predicted model, not a curated record.
AUGGGUGAAGGGCGCAUUACGUUAUCGUCCAGUUAUGUGGCUGCAGCGUUAACUAAACCGCAGCAGGGCUCUUCGACUAACUUACUGGUUCGGUUUUCCCAACCCCACCCUUUGGUUAUUAUUCUUUUGAAGAUUCUUCGUUGUCAAGCCGCCAAAGUGGAGAGUGUGAUUGCAGAAGGGGGUGCUUCUCGUUUCAGUGCUUCUUCGGGGGGAGGAGGAGAUAGGGGUGCACCUCAGCACUAUCCCAAGACUGUCGGCAACAGCGAGUACCUGGGGAAAACCCCAGGGCCUAGCGUUCAGAGAUGGGUUCCUUCACGAAGCACUAGACGAGAUGUCAGCUCCUCCAAUGAAAAAGAACGGCAUGAUGCAAUAUUUAGGAAAGUAAGAGGGAUACUUAAUAAACUGACCCCGGAAAAGUUUGACAAGCUAUGCCUUGAGCUCCUCAAUGUGGGCGUAGAUUCCAAGCUCGUCCUCAAGGGAGUCAUCUUGCUGAUCGUAGACAAAGCCCUAGAAGAGCCUAAAUACAGCUCACUCUAUGCCCAGCUAUGUCUGCGUUUGGCAGAGGAUGCUCCAAACUUUGAUGGCCCUGCACCUGACAUUCAAGCCACGCAAAAACAGAGCACAACUUUCAGAAGACUUCUGAUUACCAAACUUCAAGAUGAAUUUGAGAACCGCACCAAAAAUGUUGAAAUCUAUGACAAACAAGACAACCCUCUCACUUCUGAGGAAGAGGAGCAGCGUGCCAUUGCCAAGCUCAAGAUGCUGGGAAACAUCAAGUUCAUUGGGGAACUGGGCAAACUCGACCUCAUCCAUGAAUCUAUCCUUCAUAAGUGCAUCAAAACACUUUUGGAAAAGAAGAAAAGAAUCCAGCUCAAGGAUAUGGGGGAGGAUCUGGAGUGCCUCUGUCAGAUAAUGAGAACUGUGGGGCCUAGACUCGAUCAUGAGAAAGCCAAGUCUUUAAUGGAUCAGUACUUUGGCCGUAUGCGUUCCUUAAUGAACAACAAGGACUUGCCAGCCAGGAUUCGUUUCCUCCUGCAAGACACCGUGGAGCUGCGAGAGAACAAUUGGGUUCCUCGCAAAGCCUUCAUCGACAACGGACCAAAGACGAUUAACCAGAUUCGUCAGGAUGCAGUGAAGGAUUUGGGUGUCUUUAUUCCACCUAUGAACCAAGGAAUGAGAAUGGACUUCUUUCUGGAGGGGCCUUUCAUGACGACCAGGAUUAAACUGGAUAGAGAAACUCUUGGAGGAUUGGCUGACAUGUUUGGACAGAUGCCAGGCAGUGGAAUUGGGACUGGUCCAGGGGUGAUCCAGGAUAGAUUCUCCCCCACGCUGGGACGUCAUCGCACAAACCCACUCUUCAAUGGCCACAGCGGACACGUAGCUAACCCACCGCCGUCUCAGUUUGACUUGGCUAUUAAGCCCUUCAUGAAGUCUAAUCAGGGGCAGAAUCAGCAUGUUCUUAACCAGAGCCAUCCUACCCAGCAGCAGGGUCGCUCCAAGGACAUGCCCCCACGUUUCAAGAAGGGUCAGCUCAAUGCCGAUGAGAUCAGUCUGAGACCAGCACAGUCAUUCCUGCUGAAUAAGAACCAGGUGUCGAAGUUGCAGCCCCAGAUAGCCACCAUGAUCCCACCCAGUGCUCAGACUCCACGCACUCAGACUCCCCCGCUCGGGCAGCCUCCACAACUUGGUCUGAAAACGAAUCCUCCUUUGAUCCAAGAAAAGCCACAAAAGACAAGUAAGAAACCCGCACCUGCCAAGGAGGAGCUGCUAAAGAGGACGGAGACGCUGGUGACUGAGUACCUGAACAGUAAGAACUUGGAGGAUGCGGUCAGUGGCGUGAGGGAGAUGAAGGCUCCUAAACACUUCCUGUCCGAGAUGUUGAGUAAGAUUAUCCUGGGCUCUCUGGAGCACUCUGACCAGGAUAAGGAACAGGCAAGCACCCUGAUUCACACACUGCGCACAGAGGGACUCAUCACUGGAGAGAACUUCAUACAGGCUCUGCUGAGUGUGCUGGACCAGUGUCCUAAGAUCGAGCAGGACAUCCCUCUGGUGAAGUCGUACCUGGCACAGUUUGCAGCCCGGGCUGUCAUCGCGGAGCUGGUGAGCGUGGCAGAGCUGGCGCACCCUCUGGAGAACGGCACCCACUUCCCCCUGUUCCUGCUGUGUCUGCAGCAGGCAUGCAAACUGAAGGGGCGCGAGUGGCUCACCGAGCUGUUCCAGCAGAGCGCCAUCAACAUGCAGAAGAUGCUGCCAGAAAUUGACCAGAACAAAGACCGCAUGUUGGAGAUUUUGGAGGGAAAGGGCCUGAGCUUCCUCUUCCCCCUGCUGAAGCUGGAGAAGGAGCUACUGAAGCAAAUAGAAGCAGAUCCUGCCCCCCAGACCAUCUACAAGUGGAUUAAGGAUAACAUCUCGCCCAAACUCCACACAGACAAGGGCUUCGUUAACAUUCUUGUGACCAGCUUCCUGCAGUACAUCUCAUCCGAGCUGUGUAUGUGCGAGGGGGAUGAACACCUCUGUGCCCCCACCAAAGACCAGCUGGAGCAGGAGAAGCAGCUCUUGCUGGCCUUCAAACCCGUCAUGCAGAAGUUCCUCCACGACCACACGGACUUGCAGGUCAGCGCACUCUAUGCCCUCCAGGUGCACUGCAACACCUAUGGCUUCCCCAAAGGCAUGUUGCUGCGCUAUUUUGUCAACUUUUAUGACAUGGAGAUCAUUGAAGAAGAUGCCUUCCUUGCUUGGAAAGAAGAUAUCACCCAAGAAUUCCCAGGAAAAGGAAAGGCCUUAUUCCAGGUGAACCAGUGGUUGACCUGGCUGGAGACAGCUGAAGAAGAAGAGUCAGAGGAAGAGGAGGCCGACUGAGGAACUAUCCAGAGCCUCCCGGUGCAGGGUGAUCCUCUCCUACACGACACAGUGAUCUCCCUCCACAAUAACGCUCAGUCUCCACCACAGCACCAAGAGCUGCUGGACCAGUGAUGCAUCAUGAAAAAACACAUUAUGAAAUGUUAGAAUUGUAGGCUACUUCACUUACAAUGGUUGCUUUAAUAGUUGUCUGUUUUGGCUUCAGUAGGAGGGGUAGAAAUGGCUCACUUGAUCAAUAAACUCGAAUUUUGCUGUUAAUUUUGUUAGCGCAGAAAUAAAUGCUGCUGUGAUUUUUGGCUUAUAAUUUGUCUAAUACAAUUAGGUGUCUUUUUAACAAAUGUUUUGAUCAAUGAAUGGAGGUGGGUGGAUGUUUAACAGAGUAGCAAAACCGAGUGUGGUUGAGGGCCAUUUGACUUGGGCAGUGCAGUAGAGACCUUUUUUGUAAUCCUGUUGUGGAUUGUGAAAAAUUGUGAAAUUGCAGUGUGUUCAUCCCUCUGCAUUCACAGUGUGGAAUAUCCAAUGACUGUUUUUUGUUGUUUUGUUUUUGUUCCUUUGCUGUAAAAUUUUAGCAGUUGUCUUUCUACAAACUGAAUGGCUUUUUUGUUGUAAAGAGGUUUUUAAUCACAUUAAUGUCAAAAGUCUAAGAUCUUGACAAUACUGCUGUCAUUUAGAAUAAUCUUGUUUGACACCUUUAGCGAAUAACACGGUUUUUGCAAUUAACUUUUGAUUGACGGAAACGAAGGAACAGGAACGUGGCCGUGGCAGCCAA